UUUGAGAAAAUGGAAGGCAUAUAAAUAUAGAAGAUUUUCUAGGGGUUCAAUAGCUGGGUGACUUUAAUGGAAUUUACCCGAAGAAUUUGAGCUACGUACACCGCCAGCCUUUCCCAAACAUCUCGAUGGUUCUGAAAUUACGAAGACUUUGACAAUGGAGGGUUGCGAUUCUUCGGACCGCCGGCGACAUUUGCCGGAGGACGUGCUGACUUUCAUUCUGCUGCGCCUCCCGCUGAAGUCCGCGGUCCGAUUUAAGUGCGUUUGCAAAUCGUGGCUUGCCCUGAUUUCCAGGCCCGAUUUUAUCAUCAAAUGCCUCAAUCGGUCCAAUUCAGCAGCUAAUCUUCUUGUGAGACGCGUCGUCGAUCGGAACACCGAAGCACUCGAAUUCUCCGUCUUCUCCUCUGAUCAGUCGCUGGACGAGAACGCCCGCCCAAUCACCACUCUCCGUCCGGAUUUUCUAGCACUCGAUGACUCGUGGCCCAUCUUGAUUGGUCCCUGCAAUGGCGUUCUCCUGGUUCACAUCAAUGGUGUUGAGGAGCACCAUUACGGUGUCGUUCUUUGGAACCCCUCAACCGAGGAGUGUUUAGAGCUGCCCCCAUCGCCCGUCCCUCGCUAUCCUUACAGCGGCUUUGCCGACGCUUAUGGGUUCGGCUUUGAUCCAAAAACUGGCGACUACAAGAUCGUUAGAUUUUUGAACUGCAGCUCUGAUGAUCCCCUCACGAGUUGCUUCCAACAAGUAGUGGAAUUAUACACCCGAAGCUCUGGUUCCUGGAGAGAAAUCCGUCAAGAGGAAAUCGAGGGUUUCAAUUUGCUGGAAAUUGAUGUUGAUCCAUCCACCGUGGGCGCAUAUAAGAACGCAGCUCUUCACUGGUUGGUGUCAUUUGGGUGCGGUGGGCGCACGAUGAUCCUCUCAUUCGAAGUGAGCGAUGAGGUGUUUGAUCUUAUGCCUCUGCCGCCGCAUCUGGGCUACCCUUACCUUCGUCUCUUCUUGUUGGACGAUAUGAUUGGGCUGGUUCAUUAUCCAUGGGAUGAAUCUGUAACAACAACCAGCUUGAGCAUAUGGGUGAUGAAUGAAUACGGGGUUGGAGAAUCUUGGGUUAAGAUACUGACGGUAGGACCUGUAUUUGGACUGUACUCUCCAGAAGGGUUGUGGAAUAAUGGUGAGUUUCUACUGCAGAGGAGGGAUGGAGAGGUAGUCUCCUACGACCCCACCACUCAGAAGGUCUUUACUCUUCAAUAUGCUGGAGAGACAUACGGUACACCAGUUAUCAUUUACAAGGGAUUUUCUCCAUCUGGUUUCAACUUGCUAUGUACAUAAAUGGUUAAGAUUUGACCAGCAUUUGAGCUGUGCUUUUCCGGAAGGGUUCUGGUAGAAUGGUUAGUUUCUGCUGCAGAGGCGGGAUGGAGAGGUAGUCUCCUACAACCCCACCAUGCAGAAGGUCUUCACCCUUCAACCUGCCGGAGAGACAAACGGUACAUCAGUUGUUACAAGGAAUGUACACCAUUUGUUACGUGGAAUGUACACCAUCUGGUUUCAACUUGCUAUAUAUAUAUAAAUUGUGCUUCAUAA
Messenger RNA from Malania oleifera, 1570 nucleotides. RefSeq names its product F-box/kelch-repeat protein At3g06240-like. Bases 155 to 1318 code for a protein of 387 amino acids. Lineage: Eukaryota; Viridiplantae; Streptophyta; Magnoliopsida; Santalales; Ximeniaceae. The transcript has a single exon. The record is from RefSeq and is a predicted model, not a curated record. Gene Ontology annotation, molecular function: protein binding.